GAAAGGAUUGGUUGUCCGGUAUGAUUGAUUCAAGGCCUUAUUCAGUGGAUUGCCUUAAAACUAUUGCUCGUCGUAAAUUUGAAGAGCUGACAAGCCGAUCAUUUGAAGUGAAGAUUCAUAAUUCAACCAACAAAUAUCGUAUUCGUUUACCAGAAUUCGAUUUUGAGAACUUAACUCUUGAUACAAUUAAAACGUAUAUUAACAAUCCUAUUUUCGAAGAUUUGAUUGAUGGAGAUCUUAAAAUCGUCUUGAGAAUCGCCACUCUUUUAACUUUACAAUUGGCCACCAUAAGAUGGAUACGCCCGAGAGCUUCACAAAGUACGAUAAAGCAUCUUUAUGGUGAAUCAAUUUAUCCUGAAAUUGAUGAUGUCAAGUUAGUGGAUAUUAUGAAUGAAGUAAAAAUUUGGAACAUCAAUGACUAUUAUUCCGAUGAAACUCUCAAUUAUAUGAUCGAAGAUUCUGCUUUUAGAUGGAAUACUUGUAUAGCUCCUUUGUUGUCUAAAUUCUUAUCAUUUGGAAACAUGAAGUACUCUAAAUUCGGGACUAAAGCCCAACUCGUAGAGUUUGAUCCUGGAGCUAUCAAUACUGAGGGGAAUAGCAUUUUUGGGGAGCGUUCCUUUUCCUGGAAAGGUCAUUCGGAUGCGAAAGCUGCUUUGAAACUUUCUCCAUCGGAAGCUAUUAUCGGUGUCGCCGUGGGAUUCAAUGAUUCAGUUCAAGCUACUGGGAGAAGCCCUGGUAACGAAAAAAAGAAAGAUGGAGGAGUCAAAGACAAAAAAACCGGGAGAGAAAAUAUGAAAAUCCAUGAAACUAGAUCGACAUUGAAAGCGGAAACUGAUAACAAAGAAAACCUGGAUCCCACAGAACAGGCGAAUAAAUCAGGGAAUAUUAAUUAG
Dentiscutata heterogama is the source of this 893-nucleotide messenger RNA. Lineage: Eukaryota; Fungi; Glomeromycota; Glomeromycetes; Diversisporales; Gigasporaceae. The record is from the annotation of a GenBank genome assembly.